Messenger RNA from Sardina pilchardus (European sardine), 3014 nucleotides. It is a transcript of the gene ccsapa, whose product is annotated as centriole, cilia and spindle-associated protein a. The record is from RefSeq and is a predicted model, not a curated record. Gene Ontology annotation, cellular component: cytoskeleton; ciliary basal body; centriole. Gene Ontology annotation, molecular function: microtubule binding. Gene Ontology annotation, biological process: regulation of mitotic spindle assembly. Bases 224 to 1048 code for a protein of 274 amino acids. The transcript is spliced from 4 exons. Lineage: Eukaryota; Metazoa; Chordata; Actinopteri; Clupeiformes; Clupeidae.
CAUGCGCAUUGUAACAUUGUGUGGAUAAACAUCGCUCUUGCAGUUUACGAUACGCCACACACUGGUUGAAGCCCAGCUCGGUCAUCUUAAACGCCCCUCGGAUGGAGUCCGUCGGAUACAUCCAGCAGCAACGGAUUGAUUCCCAUAGACAUUAUGGUUGAGCAAAUAUUUCGUCGGUCCAGUACCUAGUCUCAACCGAACGGGUUGCCCUUUAACUCACAAAAUGACAAGCAAUAAUAACAAUGCGGUGACCAGGAAGAUCCGAUCGGAAUACAUGAAGAAAUUCCGGGAUCCUAAAUGGGACACAUUUUCCAAAAAUUACGAGGACUCCGUGAAAUACAGAUUGACUCGUCGGGUUAUGGAACAAACGCACAAACCCUUGUUCUGGGAUGGCUGGGACAGUGGGUCAGACUCCAGUGGAAGGUCAAGUCCAAAACCCCGAGAGGGAUUGGACCCUUUAGCCAAGCUGCAAACACCACUGGAGUCCAGGGCUGAACAUGAAGAGACCCAAGUGGUCGAAGCUGUAGUGAAUGGUCAAUCAACAGACACCCUCACUGUGGAGAAUUCUUCGGGCAUCGAGAAUGGUGUCCCGGAUGAGACUGAUAAUCAGAACGGUUCAUCAGAGACUGCCCCAAAGAGACGCCCGCGGCGCCGCGGUCCUCGCUCUGAGCCGGGCUAUGAUGGCGACACGGACAGGUCCCGGCCAUCCUCCGCACCCAAACCAUCCAGAGCCAAGAGUCAGCCGCCAGAGAGGGGCAAACGCAAUGAGAGAGACCAGAAGCGCUCCUACUUGCGCUCCAGCUGGGCUGAACGACAUGUGGAAACUAGAGGGAGAACGCCAAGUAUGCGUGCGUCAGUUUCUGCUGGGGAGAUUCAUCGCUCAGAGUCGGCGGCCAAGCGGCAGGAGGCUCAGAUGUGUGGAGGAGCGCUGGACCGCCGCAGGGCACGCUCAGCUGACCUUGAGAAAUCCCGCAGCUCGCGGCUCAGUGUUGCGGACGAUCGCUGGAUGACCGAGUACAUGCGCUGCUUCUCUGCGAGGCUCAGGUGAAGCUCGCCCCAGCGCCACAGGACGCCCUCUUAACUCUGAUCCACUGAUCCAGUUUCCUCAUUACCUUAAAAGGGUUCCCAUGUGGACUUGAGAAGGGAAGGUUGUUCACAGUUUCACCCUCAAAGGAUGAAUGUCACUACAGCUGUACGAGUACUGGGACUGAUCUAAAACAUUGGAUGACGGAAAACAAUAUCAUUUGUUUGACUCCAAUCGAUUGGCUUUUUAAAAGUGUGGAGAACCUUUGCAACCCUUUGAUUUCACUUCACCUUCACUUACAAUACCAAAGCACUGUCUCCUAAACGGCGGUUAUGGGUCUGAAAUUAGACUUCUGAUUUUUCUUUAUUGUCUUCAGAUGCCUGCUUGUCUGUGGGCUUUGUUUCAUUCUCUCUUGGAGUUUCAGUCCAAUCAUGAAUCCCCACUUGUUUGUUGAUGUCUGUAUAGAAGUGUAUUUUCUAUUUGAGGUGACGUUGAGACUCCUUCACUGAGGAAGUUGUAUGGGCUCUGUAGUGUAGCCUGUAUAACACAGUGACUAAUAGUGUUCUGCCAGAAUUACUAAUCUGCCCUCAAUGAAAAGUAUGUUAUAGAUUUGAAUCAAACAAUCAUAGAAAAUACUUUUUAAAAUCUAAAUAAUAAAUACAUCUACAUUUUGGUAGAUUUCGGCUUGAACAGAACUAGGAGAAAGAGAAUCAGGACAUUCCAACAGAGCAAUGUCCAUGAAUACAACAUGCUCUGUUUCACUGUACACUGUGAUCAGACAGUAUUUUUAUAUGGACCACAUAUGAUGCAUCAGAAAAACUAGUGUGCAUUCCAGAUGUCAGUGACUGUAGAUUGUGGACCAAAGCCUACUUCAGAAUCAGUUUGUGUCAGUUAAGCUUACACAUCUACAUUAGUUGAUUAUGCAAGUGAUCCAUCUGCUCACUGAUAAAAUGUAGAACUGUGGUAGAAGAUAUUUGAUAUCGAGAGUACUCUAGUUCUAGUCAAAACUACGGUUAGCCACCACUGAUAACAGAGAUGUCCUUAUCACUUCAUAAAUGACUUUUUUGUUACCAUGACAUAUCAGUGCCUCAUUGCAACAAACUCAUAUAGCCCCCUUUAAAAUGUUCACAGACUUCACAAAGCCACCACCCACCUUUCCCAUUUUUGUCCACUUUCUAAACGUUUAGGUGACUUUUUAGUUGUAUCACAACUGCUUGGUAUGUUCACUUGCCGUGGAGUUCUGUCUCUAUUCACGUGUUUUAACUUUUAGAUUGUACUAUUAUCAAUGCAGAAUGUAUUCUCUUUCACUCACAUUGGGGUUUUUGCACUUUGUAUGCUCACGCGUGUGAUUUGAUGUAAGAAACGUUGAGGGCUGUAUUUCAGGUGUGUUCUCACGCGUGUGAUUUGGUGUAAGAGACGUUAAUUUCAAGUGGUGUCUCUGUUGUGUUUUAUUAAGACUUGCCGAGAAUUUGUUGUGGAACUCAUUUGCAUGAGCUAUUAUGGUAUAAUUCUGCAUUUAGGAUUCAUUUGAAUGAACCAUGUAAAGGUUAUUGGAAACAUCUCAGGAGAGCAGACACUGCUUCAGAAGUGCUUCAGGAAUGUAAAGUUGUUGCAUUUACCUAACUCUCCCUGAUCAGAUGUUCAAAUGGAGCUGUCUUGACUCUUUAUGGCACGUACAAUCUUGUUUCUUCAGUUCUCUAGACCCCUUUAGACAGCUCACUCGACGUGAGUACAUCUGGAGAAUGUAUGGACAUGUACAUGGAGUAAUGCAAUUAGUUUUGUUAUUCCAGAAUCACUCCUUGUUGAUGUUUGUGUUGAUGCUGAUGGACAUAAAUGAGCUAUACACAUCUUUAUAGUCAUACCUAUUGUAAACUAAAAGACAUGAACUAACCAUGACCUUCAAAACAUGAUGUUUACAUUUCUUAUCCUUGUAUUUGUAUUUGAAAAAUGCACAAUAAUAUAUUUUCAUCUGUGGUAUAGCACAAACUAC